Molecule: messenger RNA, 1232 nt
Organism: Acanthopagrus latus (yellowfin seabream)
Lineage: Eukaryota; Metazoa; Chordata; Actinopteri; Spariformes; Sparidae
Product: histamine N-methyltransferase A-like
Exons: 7
Coding region: 16-1026 (336 amino acids)
Molecular function (GO): N-methyltransferase activity
Source: RefSeq, a predicted model, not a curated record
CAGCCAAAGUUCAUCAUGAAGAGUUACGUAAGACACACUCAGGGGAGGGCAGCCGGCCAGACUGUGGGAGGGGAGAGCAACUCUGUCCAACUUAAAGAGUGGGAGAACAGCCGACUCUCUGUCUCUCCUCUCCACACAUUCAAGGAAUCCGUCAUGGCUGCAGAAACAAAGCAGACCUGCUAUGAGGGCAGUUCUGUCGAUAGUUUCCAGUUCUACUUACAGCAGUCAGGAGAACACGAGGCCAUGCUCCGGUGUGUUCAAAACAUCCUGCCGGGAGAAAUGAAAAGGACCGGAGCUGAUCGAAGCAGCCUGGAUGUUCUCGGCGUUGGAAGCGGUGGAGGGGAGAUGGACGUCCAGAUGCUCAGCCUGCUGCAGUCGGCGUUCCCCGCUGUCCCGAUCACUGCGGACAUCGUGGAGGGCAGCUCGAAGCUCGUAGACAACUUCAAAGCUUUGGUGGCGAAGACCCCCAACCUUCAGACGAUCCCGUUCACGUGGCACGUCAUGCACAGCGGGGACUACGAGAGGCAAGUCAAAGCCAAGGGAGACGUGAAGAAAUUCGACUUCAUCCACAUGAUUCAGAUGAUCUAUUACGUGGAUGACCUCGCCGAUACGAUCAAGUUCUACCACAGCCUUCUGAAGAGCAACGGCAGGCUCAUGAUCAUCAUCGAAACAAGAAACGGUGGCUGGGACACCCUGUGGAAGACGUACCACAAGGAUCUCUGUGUCGACGCCAUCACCGAGUACCGCUCGUCAGGCGAAGUUAUCGCCUGCCUGAAGAGCCUGGGCCUGAAGUACGAGGAGCACGCCGUUCCCAACGCCUUUGACAUCACUAAGUGCUUCGAUCCAAACAGCCAGACUGGAGUGCGCCUGCUGAAUUUCAUGACGGCAAGAGAUCAAUUCUACCAGUCCUUCACCCCUGAGAUCAGAGCGGGGAUUUUAGAUCUGCUCAGAAACAAGUGCAGCACCGAGAAGGAUGGCAAGGUGCUCUUCAACAGCACUCUGAGCUGCAUAUUCGUUCAUGCUUGAGUUAAUGCUAUGAAAAAUUCACACAUUCAGAGUUCCCCUAAUCCAAUCUCUGCCAUGCCACCUGAUCAUUUGUACAAUACAUUUGCCUGUUUGCUAUAUUUUUCAGCACAUAUUCACCUCAUUUAAUCUCUCUGUAUACCAGCAUCUGUUCACCUCAUUUACUCUGUAUGUGUACCAGAAAGGUCAAUAAAAUCAAAUAAGUUUCA